AUGUCCCUCUUCCCUCUUCAAUCCUCUUCCCUCCAACCCCAGACCCCUGGAGCCCCCAAACGCAAGCAACCCAAAAACCUCAAACCCCAGCAAACCCCCAUUAAAACCCCAACCAGAACCUUCAAAUGGAGCUCCCUCCUCCCCUCCAACCCCCUUCAAACCCUCCUCUCCGGCGAACACCCCGACCCCCGCGCACUCCCCCUCAUCCUCUCCUCAACCUCACCCCUCUCCUCCCCUCCCUUCCGCUCACAAAUCCACUCCCUCGCUCUCAAGCUCAACCUCCUCUCAAACCCCCACCUCCUCUCCUCCCUCGCCCUCUCCUACGGCCCCACCAAGGGCCCCACCCUCCUCUCCCAGUCCCCCGACCCCCGCAACCCCCUCCCGUGGACUCUCCUUCUUUCCAAAUCCAAUCCCCGCUCCGCCCUCAAGCUGUUCGACAAAAUGCUCCAGCUAAACAUCGAACUCGACUCCGUAGCUUACAUUGUCUUAAUGAAGGCUUGCGGGCAAUUGGGUUCGCUCCGUGAAGCUAAACGGGUCCACAAGGUUGUUAGGCUUAGUGGGUUAUCGGAUGUUGUUGUGCAUAACGCAAUGGUUAAGAUGUUCUUGGAGUGCGGGGGUGUUGAGGAGGCGACAAGGGUUUUUGAGGGGAUGAGGGUGAAAGAUUUGGUUACAUGGACGACGAUGAUUGUUGGGUUUGUGAGGAGCGGGGAGUUUAACGAAGGGCUGAAGCUUUUGAGAGAAAUGUGUCGAAAAGAGGGAAGAAUUGAUGGGUUUUUGGUAACAGGUGUGUUACCCGCUUGUGCUAGGGUUUCUGCACAUAAAAAUGGGAAGGAAAUUCAUGCAAAGAUCGUGAGACUUUGUUUGGGGAUGAAUAAUAAAGCACCGGCUGUAGAAAAUGCAUUGAUGGAUAUGUAUGUGAAAUCAGGGAAUAUUGAAUAUGGGAAGAAAAUCUUCAAGCGGAUGGAUUUUAAGGAUGCGAUUUCUUGGACUGUGAUGAUAUUUGGGUGUAGCUUACACGGAGAAGGAGAGGUUGGAGUCGAGUUGUUCAAAGAAAUGAAGAGGAAAGGUGAGGUUUUCGUGGAUAGGACUGCAUUUGCAGCAGCUCUUCAUGCUGCAAAUAGUGCUUGUUUGGUUGAAGAGGGCAAAAGUUUGUUCACUUUUUUAAGCAAACCUCAGGUUGAACAUUAUGCUUUGAUGGCCGGCCUUCUAUCUCGUGGAGGAUACUUCAUCGAAGCACGUGCAUUUAUUGAAGAGCACAAACUCACAAAUUGUUCACCUGUGCUUAAAGCAGUGGUUGAUGGGUGUAGAAUCCAUAGAAACAUCAGGAUGGGCAAGAGAAUUAUUGAGCAAUUAACUGAAUUAGAACCUUUAAAUGCCGAUAACUAUGUUAUGCUAUCCAACUUACAUGCAAAUGAAAAGCUGGAAAUGGCAAAGGAAAUAAAGGAAACAAUUCAAGACAUGGGUUUAAAGACAAAGAAAGCCUACAGCUGGAUUGAGAUUAGGAGCAAGGUUCAUGCAUUUGGUACCGGAGAUGUGUCUCACCCUAGAUCAGAGGCAAUAUAUUGGGAAUUAGAAAGAUUGAUGAAGACAAUGAGAGAAGAAGAGGGGUAUGUUGCUAGAGAAGACUAUAGUUUUCACGACGUUGAUGAGGAGAGGGAGUGUAUUGCUUGUGGACAUAGCGAGAUGUUGGCGAUUGGUUUAGGAUUGAUCUCGCAGAGGAGUGGAGUUUUGAGAGUGACGAAGAAUCUUCGGGUUUGUAGGAAUUGCCAUGAUUCAGCAAAGUUGAUCUCUAGAAUUGUUGGCAGGAAGAUUAUCUUGAAGGAUCCUGAGAGAUUUCACCAUUUCAAGGGUGGUGUUUGUUCUUGCAGAGAUAUAUGGUAA
Messenger RNA from Asparagus officinalis (garden asparagus), 1881 nucleotides. RefSeq names its product pentatricopeptide repeat-containing protein DOT4, chloroplastic-like. Gene Ontology annotation, biological process: RNA modification. NCBI's taxonomy places the organism in Eukaryota, Viridiplantae, Streptophyta, Magnoliopsida, Asparagales, Asparagaceae. The coding region runs from base 1 to 1881 and encodes 626 amino acids. The record is from RefSeq and is a predicted model, not a curated record. The transcript has a single exon. Gene Ontology annotation, molecular function: RNA binding; protein binding; zinc ion binding.